This is a messenger RNA of Aspergillus tubingensis, 1251 nucleotides long. RefSeq lists its product as uncharacterized. The record is from RefSeq and is a predicted model, not a curated record. The coding region runs from base 1 to 1251 and encodes 416 amino acids. The transcript has 4 exons. Lineage: Eukaryota; Fungi; Ascomycota; Eurotiomycetes; Eurotiales; Aspergillaceae.
AUGGUAAAUUUCGCCCAAUGCUGCCCUUGGCUAGCAGCAAAAACACUCCCUGGUCAUUCUUCCAUCUGGCGAAGCCGCUUCACUGACCUUUACGACGUUAUUCGACAUUAUGCUUCCGAUGAAGUCAAAGUUGAAUAUCAAAUUCGAGCCAUUGUCCUCUCACAAUCCAUCAGUUUUAAAUUCGGCCAAAAGGAGGCCCAGACUCUCUGGCUGGAAGUCCUACGAGAUUUGCUACGUGAAUCAUACUGUCUUCUAGAAUCGAACGGGCCAUUCACUUCUAAGAACCACCAAAAGAUUCGAGACAUACUCUCUAGCUCUGAAUUUCUGAACAGGCCCGUCAGCGGCUACAGUCAGAAGGAUGCAGGCCCGCCUUCCGAUCUCUUCUGUGCAACCCAGUUGUGCCUGACCGGUUUAGCUCUGGAUCCUCUAAUGUCUGUUCAGUGUCUGAGGACAGACUAUGACGUUGGCGUCGUCUAUGAUUACAGGGCUGAGAACAGCAGACCAAUUGUGCUUGAGAAUAAGAUCGACCUGGAGAAGUUACUUCACAUACGCAACUUCUGGCUUCGUCAUCUUCUCUGCCCAACUGAAGCGACCUUUCACGCUUCUUAUAUUAACCUGGCUCCACGCUACAAGCCCAGAUCAUGGGGUGAGCUUGCGCCUUCUGAUGAUGAAUUGCCAUGGAUGGGUUAUGCAUCAUGCGUCCACCCAUACCCGAGAUCUCUGAAGAUCCUCGAGGAUCGCCAGACAUGCGCUGAUCUGGAUACUAAUUGUGCACAAGUCCGGUUUCAGUCUCUUUUAGUGAAACCCGAUCCCAACCCCUUGAAUUGGCCACCUAUACUUCAAUCAGUAGUUCCUCUUGAUCCUCUGAACUUCGAACGAUCAUAUUUCCGUGGAACACGGAGGACACCUGAUUACGUCGUUCAGCCCCCAGAUCUGGUGCGAGGAUUCUGUGAACCGAUUGCCGAUUUUCAAGGGGGCUUCUCUGGCUGGCGUCGCAUUUGCUUCGUGAUAUAUCAAUGGGAUCAAGAGCAGCCGCCCGUUCCUUCUGCUCAUGAUGGCAUAGAGCCCGCUUUGGAUGAGAACGCAUGGCUUUUCGAGGCAAAAUGGCCGCCACCGGACUUUGAGUCUGAUUUUUACUUGGUACAGGUUUACGAGGGCGUCAUCCUACCGGAAGGUAGAAUAAUGAUCGGAACUUGGAUAGAUCUGCUGGAGACACUGGACAAGGGUCCGUUUAUCUUCUGGAAACGAUGA